GGAUCCGGACUUCUUUGAUGAGCAUUCGCUUCCGUCAUCCGGCAUGCGGGCUUCAUCGCUAAGCCUAGUAAUUCUCUGGUGCUCAGCGUGCCUGGUUCACGGCCAAUUCUUCAGCGCUCUGUUCGGUUGCCGGAAUGAAGCCGUCGUGAACGCCUGCCCCCUCGAUUGCGAUCUUGGGAAGGACACGUCAUCGUGCAUCGUCUGCGUUUGUCCUCCGUGCAUUGUAUGUCCCAGUGGUUGCUAUCGGGGAAGCGUCACAGGGGGAUUGAACGGAGAAUGCCCGGGGUGUGCUUCGGUCGCUGCAUGCGUUCGACGUCGAGGAAUCUUCCGCAGCAAUGAUCCAGACCCUCAGAGGCAGAGCGAAGCGAUAUCGAGCGAUAGUCAUCUUCUGAAUCUUGAAAAAUAAAAUACUGUUGAG
Molecule: messenger RNA, 418 nt
Organism: Galendromus occidentalis (western predatory mite)
Lineage: Eukaryota; Metazoa; Arthropoda; Arachnida; Mesostigmata; Phytoseiidae
Exons: 3
Coding region: 44-406 (120 amino acids)
Source: RefSeq, a predicted model, not a curated record